Molecule: messenger RNA, 1044 nt
Organism: Penicillium angulare
Lineage: Eukaryota; Fungi; Ascomycota; Eurotiomycetes; Eurotiales; Aspergillaceae
Product: putative Rho-associated protein kinase
Exons: 3
Coding region: 1-1044 (347 amino acids)
Biological process (GO): protein phosphorylation
Molecular function (GO): ATP binding; protein kinase activity
Source: RefSeq, a predicted model, not a curated record
AUGGCGGUAGAAAGUCGAUUCCCAAACGUGCAUCUGAUUGGGUCAGGAGGCAUUUCCUCAGUCUACCAGGUCGACUGCGGUAUUGUUGUGAAAGUCCCAAACUCUGAUGAGUUUUCGAGACAGCAAUUUCUCAAAGAGAUUGAGAUUUACAAAAGGUUUUCCCGACAGACGGCCUGCGCGUUCAUUGUGCAGUGUUUCCACCUCACUGACGACGCAAUCUUCCUUGAGAAUAUGAGAGACCAAUGUUUAGCUAUCCGUAUUCAAGGAAAUCACGAUUAUGACUGGGAGAAGUGGGUUGUUAUACAGGUGAACAAACUGGAACCACUGCACCUACGACUUGCGUGGAUGAACGGUAUCACCCAAGCAAUUGCCUUUCUUGAAUCUCUUACUCUCGCCCAUGGCGAUCUCCGACCGGAAAAUAUUCUUCUCCACGACAACAAAAUCAAGGUAACUGAUUUUGACAAUACGGCACCAUUCGGAACGCCAUUCUGGGUUUGCAUGGAGCCAUGGGGAAGAGAGUUGACGGAACCAGAAAUAGGCUAUGAUACCCCUGGUUGUCCAGCUGGGCUUCUGGGACCUCGGACUGAGCAAUUCGCCCUUGGAUCUAUGUAUUAUUAUAUUAACUACGGGAUGGCAGUAUACGAGGACAAGACUCUCACAGUCAGUUGGCGUGAUCGGGGUAUUGCGCGCAGGAAAUUAUUUCAGGACAUGCAGUUCCCAGUCCUAGACUGUGAUCCGAUGAUCGAUGAAUUAAUUCAUAAGUGCUGGCACAAUCAAUUUCCCACAAUUGCAAGCUUGGCGGCGGCCACGAAGCAAUUGUUUGACAAAAGAUGUAGCCGUGAAGAAAACGAAGCCGUGGAGGGAGGAAAGGAUGAAAAGAUAGCAUCAGAUGGAGACGAGGCUACAAAAGCUUUUUGUCAAAAAUUACAAGAAGAUGAGAGAUUCGGUCAUGGAAUCACUAGCCCAGAGGGUCGUUUGGUUAUUCCUUAUGUUGAGUCAAUCGAGAACCGCAACGAGUGUCUUCAAACCAAUAAAUCUACUUAG